Dermacentor silvarum is the source of this 844-nucleotide messenger RNA. RefSeq lists its product as uncharacterized. The record is from RefSeq and is a predicted model, not a curated record. The transcript has 4 exons. Lineage: Eukaryota; Metazoa; Arthropoda; Arachnida; Ixodida; Ixodidae. Bases 89 to 844 code for a protein of 251 amino acids.
GGUGGACAGCAGCGAGGCAUAUGGAAGCCUAAAGCAGGCAUUCCCGAGGUUAUUCACUGGCAUUGGCAGGACGCGGCGCGAGUACAAAAUGGUGCUUCGAGAGGACGCUGUCCCUGUGGUACAGCGAACCCGGCGUGUACCUUACGCCCUCAAGAAGCCACUUAAGAAAGAACUCGACCGGAUGAAUGCUGCGAACAUCAUCGAGAAGGUGGAAGAACCAUCAGACUGGUAUGUUCCAGGCAGCAAAUUGGUUGUUGCUCACACCUUGUCACGAAUCCCAUCACGGGAACAACCAGAAAAAGGCACAACGGACGUUGAAGUUCAUGCCGUGGGCGCCCUGACUGCCGUUGUCGGACCAGCCACCCUAUCCCGUCUGCAGGCAGCAACUGCCAGUGAGGCAACGGCGCAAGACGUCAUCUCCAGGCUGCAGUCAUCAAUGCCUAUAGAAGUUUCAAGUCCACGUUUUGCCAGGUCCAAUGGGCUCGCCGAGAACGGCGUACAGGGCGUCAAGCGGCUUCUGGGCAAGACUGAGACCAAAAAAGAGGACUUCUAUUUGGGCCUUCUCAACUACAGGGUGUGUCCUCUCGAAGAUGGCCGUUCACCAUCGGAACUGCUAAUGGGACGAAGUCUAAGAACGCUACUUCCAAAUUUUUCAGCGUCAUCCUCAGGUCACGUUCAAAAACAUGUUCAGGUGGACGACUGCGACGACGCCCCUGAUUCAUCUCCGAGCGCUGUCACACAGCAGAGGCAAGAACCUCCGCAGGCCACACAGGACCGACCACCAGCAGGCACACCAUGCGUGCCCAACAUUGCAGAUUCACUGCGACUAUCUACCAGACCGUGA